AGAGCAGUGCUGGCUCAGUGCGUGCCGAAACCUCCUGGUGGUUGGGUGCUCGUUGGUGCUCCUUGGUGCUCGUUGUGCGAGCAGCGGUAGAAGGCCUAAGCCGGGAUCUCCUUCGAGUACUUCGAGCGCCACAAGUACUUUGGGUACUUCGACUACUCGGAGUCCACGAAACGCACGAAUCGUUAUUUUCCACGCGCUUCCACAUACUGCCACACGCGGCGGCUACUGGCACACGCGUGCCUGUACAUUUGACAGUGCUUCUUCGUUGCUUUUUUUCAAUCGCGCCAGACGCAGCCAAGUCGUUGAAAAGACGUUACGAACGAAUCCCGCUGCUCAUUGUCAGGCCGGACGAGAAGAAGGCAAUUUGGACGAGAUUUCUUGGCAGUGAAUUCUUGCGUUUUCGAAUAGUCGACCGGUGCGGUGAUUGGGCUACUGCAGCUAUCAGAGUGCUUGCAACAAGUGACGUGAAGAGGAGUUUUCUUUUGUUAGGACAAGCUGUGCGUGAGCUGGGAAGGAACGAACAAUAACGCGAUACACGUAAGAACAAGAGAUAUUAAGGCCGCUCGUCGUCACUCAAUGUCGCAAUCUUCUCUUCCAAGUCAUCCCAUUGAAGUGGCGAGCCGGUGAUUAACAAUGGAAAUACGAAUGACAAUCGGAACAGUGAAGAUACGCGCAAAUAAGGAGUUUUAAGGCUUCGCAGGAAAGAGAGAGAAAGUAAAUAGAGAGAGAGAGAGAGAGAGAGAGAGGAGAGAUUGAUUACGCAAUCAGGGAAGAUUGACUUUUCAUCGUGCCAAUUAAAAAUAACCCGAUUCAAUGUAGAUCGAAGGGAAGCCACAGCACCCCCCACCACUCUCGCCGCACACCUUCUCUCCGGAUUCUUCAAUAUAUUUUGCGGUAAUUUUGUCAACAAUUUUGUGCGAUGAUAUUUCGAUACCCAGCUAACUGUUACGUCAAUGACGAUCGGGCUGCGGAGAUCAAUUUCGAAGGUAGCCAAUAAAGUGAUCGCGAUACCACUGUCGCUGCUGCCUUACAGCUGUUAAAUCAUAUUUCUCUUCGAAGAAACGUGCAACGGACAAUUUGGCAAGAAAAGGAAGAGCCACUGGGAAGCUGAAGACAGGGCUAAAAGGGAGAAGCCGCAAAAUAAGGGAAAGUAGAACGCAGAAAGAAGAAAGAAGAAACAGUUGAAAAAUGUGCGUGAGAUCGAUAUUAUUCUGCGUGCUGGGCAUUUUCGCAGCCGUGAACGAAUCCGAAGCUAGCUGGGAUGAAUGGUGGACGUACGACGGGAUUUCAGGAUCAUCUUUCUGGGGUUUGAUCAAUCCGCAGUGGUCCUUAUGCAGCAAGGGUAGAAGACAGAGUCCCAUAAACAUCGAACCCGACAAGCUGCUCUUCGAUCCCCAUUUGAGGCCAGUGCACGUCGAUAAGCACAAGGUCUCCGGUCAUCUCCACAACACUGGCCAAUUGUUGGUAUUUCGGGCCGACAGAGAGGGCAAGACACGAGUCAAUAUCACCGGCGGUCCACUCGCAUAUCACUAUCAGUUUGAGGAAAUUUACAUUCACUACGGUUUGCAGAAUGGUCACGGUUCCGAGCAUCGUGUCAACAAUUACGCCUUUCCUGCCGAGAUUCAAGUUUACGGAUUCAACGCAGAGCUGUAUCACAACAUGAGCGAGGCACAACACAAAAGCCAAGGACUGGUCGCCAUUUCACUGAUGGUCCAGUUGGGCGAUACGCCAAAUCCCGAGUUGCGCAUAAUUACCAGUGCAUUCAAUAAGGUCCUCUACCGCGGGGACAAAGCCCAGGUACGCCAUUUAUCCUUGCAAGCGCUUCUCCCGGACACCAACGGCUACAUGACCUACGAGGGCAGCACCACGUAUCCAGGAUGUUGGGAAACGGCUGUGUGGCUAAUUCUGAACAAGCCCAUCUACAUCACCGCCCAGGAGCUCUAUGUCUUGAGGAGAGUUAUGCAAGGACCCGACGGAACCCCCAAGGCUCCCCUGGCCAAUAACGCGCGGCCUUUGCAGGGUCUUCAUCACAGAACGAUACGCACCAACAUCGAUUUUCGCAAGCGGCCGGACGCCAAGUGUCCCUCGAUGGCGCAGGACAUGCGGUACAGAGAUGACUUUUUCUUUCCAGCCAAUACGUGGCGGGACGACGGAUCCCUCUCGCACAAUGUCGUGUGAAUCUCAUCGGUGCAUCCAGUAACCCACAGUUUGUCUGCCCACUUGCCGAUUCAUCAAGUGAACUGUUAACCAGCCAAUCAGCCAAGCGGCGGACCAACCAACCAGCUGAGAGCAACUUACGACUAUGAGACGACUACGAGACUGACGGAGGAAUUGCAGAGCAACUGCAUCUAGACCGGGGGAGGUGGCGGUGCGUCAGGAAUCGUAACCAAGGUCGAUUCCUCGACCUCGACUUACUCGUGGACGAAAGCCUCGCACGUGGCGCCAUCUAAGAAGAUGGAAGCCCUCGAAUGGAAGUGUCACUGCCAGGAGAAUUUCGGAAAGUCUCUCGCGAAUCCACCUCUUGGACGGAGUCAUGUAAUUCGGGAAAUCAACGCCGCCUAGUUGCAGCCACCAACGGGAACAAUCCUUCGUCCUUCCUCGUUUCCCUUUUUUCCCUUUUUCUUUCGUCACCACCUUGUGCUCAUCCUCUUUAUCCCGUUGCUACUCUUCCUACCCUCCCUACCCUUCACAUUCGUAUCCUUGGGUCGCUCAUACGAUCGCUAUCGCCAGAAGCGUUGUAAUCAUUACUGAUUCCACUGCUGCCGACAUCUUUAGCACUGUUGCUCUCGUCACUCUUUAUUCUUUCAAAGAGACCUUUGCUUUUAAAGUUUUGCCUCUGUGACUGUUAUCGAACUGAAGAAAACUAGUGGAACGAAAAAUCUCGAGGAGGGUCAGAAUGAUAAAAAACAGAAGAACAAGCGAAAGCAGAGUCGGGAUUGGUUGAACGAGGACAAGGACUAGAUGCAGCGGUUAUAAAUACAAUAAUAAAUUAAGAUCAAUAAUCGAGAGAGCUUUACAUGUUUCGAUAUGAUGCGUUUUCGUCGAUUAUACAAAGUUCCGGUAUACAUAUGCUACAUACAUACAUAGUAUACAUAUAGGCGGAGAGUCCAAAUCUGAUUCAGUCAGUGCGCUGUAUUUGUAAUAUUCCAAGAGAGCAUAGAAGAGCUAUCGUACGGUUGUCAAGGGUUUGUAAUUUGCUCGGAUUUUCAGCUUGUUUCCGUUAGCUACUGGCGCGCGUCCUUGACGAUCUAACUGCGACAAUGAGAUAACCCAUAGUAGCAUAAAUAAAGCGUUAAUUGAUGUUAGACUUGUAAUGGCGCCUACAGCCAGAUCAGCCGACGGCGCGCAGGAAAUGUUGACGUGAUGAUAGAUUUCAGGUGGGGAUUCGUCUAAAAGCAUUGACACUUUUUUGUCAAUUAUUUUGUAGCCGAACGUUGUAUUUAUACAUAAUACAUAUAGUAUACUACACGCAGAUACGCAGAUACGCAGUAACGCAGUAACGCAGUAACGCAGUAACGCAGUAACGCACACACAAUACACGAAUGCGCGCGCGCACGCGCACGCGCACGCACGACCACCCAUCCACGUACAUUGUGAGCAUUGUUUAUGUGAUAUGUAUACACUCAAUACGCAUAUUACAAUGAAUGACACGUGCAUCCCCAUACUUAUAGGUAUGUUUAUAACGGACAGGUGGAAAUGGCAAAAGUAUAAAGAUUCGAGCACAUAACUCGGUCGGGGAAGAACCCGUCGAAAACAAUCAACUCCCUUUUUCCAACUUAUACCGGGCGAUCGAAAGUUGAGCGUUAAGCAAUUGUUUAACUCGUUCUCGAUAUGUAACCGAGGAACUUUGUGUAUAUAUAUAUCUCUAGAAACAUACAAAAAAUGUAUAGGGUGAGGUGAAAGGAGGUGAUUUAAGUUGAGUGAAUGAGUUAUUAAGUGAGUGAAUAAAUGAAUGGGAAUCAGUGCAGCCAGUGCAACCCACUUGAUUCGAGUCUACCGAUGUGUACACACACACGCACGCACGCACGCACGCACGCGCGCGCGCGUGCAAGUAUAGAAAAAAAUGUAUAGAAAGAAGUAAAUUGUAUAAUAUGAGAUGACUAAUGGAAAUUGUAAUAAUUGUGGUUGACGAAUAAUGGUAACGAUAACGAUAUUGAUAAUGAUAACAAUAAACAUACAACUAUAUUGUA
This is a messenger RNA of Cephus cinctus (wheat stem sawfly), 4190 nucleotides long. It is a transcript of the gene CARPA, whose product is annotated as carbonic anhydrase-related protein 10. Bases 1189 to 2178 code for a protein of 329 amino acids. The transcript has 10 exons. The record is from RefSeq and is a predicted model, not a curated record. Lineage: Eukaryota; Metazoa; Arthropoda; Insecta; Hymenoptera; Cephidae. Gene Ontology annotation, molecular function: zinc ion binding; carbonate dehydratase activity.